Messenger RNA from Olea europaea var. sylvestris, 2596 nucleotides. RefSeq lists its product as uncharacterized. NCBI's taxonomy places the organism in Eukaryota, Viridiplantae, Streptophyta, Magnoliopsida, Lamiales, Oleaceae. The coding region runs from base 169 to 2169 and encodes 666 amino acids. Gene Ontology annotation, biological process: protein transport. The transcript has 7 exons. The record is from RefSeq and is a predicted model, not a curated record.
ACAUACGAACGACAUACAGCGUUUCCAUCCCAAUUCCCAAAGUGAGUUUAAAGUGUGUCAAAUGAAGGAUCAAUUUACCCGACUGUCUCUCUACUUUGAGCUCAUCAGUUAAUUUGCUUCACUCAGUGUUUUGAAUAUCCGGGUUUCUGGAAAAGCAGCAGAUUCAAAAUGUUAGACGGUUUGUUGGGUCGUGGAUUCAGCUCCAAGUGUAAAUCGAUCAUCAAAGCUACUCGGACGAGGAUUGAAUUGGUGCGACGGAGAGCGGAGGCUAAGCAGAGGUUUCUGAAAGAAGAUCUGGCGAAAUUGCUUUCUAAUGGACUAGAUAUUAACGCCUAUGGAAGGACUGAAGAAUUUAUCGCUGGUCUUAGCCUCUUGUCAUGCUAUGAUUUUAUUGAGGAAUCAUGCGAAUACGUUGUAAAGCAGCUUUCAAAAAUGCAAAAGUUAGGGGAAUGUCCAGAAGAAUUUAGGGAGGCUGUGGCAUCUCUGAUGUUUGCAGCCGCAAGGUUCUCUGAUCUGCCUGAAUUGCGAGAUCUCAGGGAUACUUUUCAGGAGAGAUAUGGAAAUUCUUUAGAGUGUUUUGUUAAUCAGAAGUUUAUUGAGAAAUUAUCUACAAGGUCCCCCACAACAGAGAAGAGACUCCAGGUUUUGCAAGAUAUAGCUUCAGAGUUUUCAAUAAAGUGGAAUUGUAAGGGGUUUGAACAGAGAAUGACUGCUUCUGCACUUGCACAGGAGUGGCAAUUUGAACAAAGAAUGGCUGCUCCUGCACUUGCACAGGUGACAAUUUCAGAGAGGCAUAUCCCCAAACAGAGUCCUUUGUUUCUCGAUGAUGGAAACCAAACAUGCAACCGGCGAGAGAUUAAUGUUGGGAAAAGAAAUGAGUUAAAUCAUGUUGGUGGGCGGGAAAAAACUAGUUAUUACAAACAGAAGUCACUUGUGAAGGGAGAAGAUGGCACUUCAAGUGGAGGCCAAGGCGUUUUAUUUCAUGGAAGGCAAGGAUUGUUAGAGGACAAACGUUUGGAUCUAAAUGGGAAAGAUGAUAUUUUGCUGAAGGGAGUAAGCAAAAGCAGUCCAUCCCCUCAAAAUAUGGUGGAUAAUAUUGUUGGUGGCCACAUUAGGCACAAUGAUGGUGUCAAUACAAGAAAAGCAGGGACCAUAGAAGCAUUGUCUUGUAAAAAACCCGAUGUUUCCACUAGUUGCACAGGAUUUCUGGGAAAAACAGAAGAUCUUAUUGCUUCCCCUGAUCAUGUUAAUGGAAAGAAUUUGUUGAACUCGACAGGAAAAGCACGACUGGAAGAAACAGAUCGGUUGAAAUCCUGCUACAAUAAUCUCCCCCCUCCACCGUAUAUUAAAUCAAAAGAUAAUUCCAUUGUCCCUCUCCCUCCAUAUACUAAACCAAAAGAAGAUAAACAUGAAGCCAUCAGAAGGUCUAAACAUGGCGGUUCCAACUUCGAUGGACAUUUUUUUGGCUCUUCUCCUCACAAUAGAAUUAAAUCAAUCAACAGCUUGGGCAAAAGUGACGAGGAACCAAAUCAUCUUGAUCGUGAAGGGAAAAGUCUUGGGCUCGUUCAAAUAGAAAGUUAUGGCAAUGAAAAGAAGGCUGAUUAUUAUAAGGAUAAUGCAAUUCCCUUGCAGAAACAAAGGUCAAAUCGGAGGAAACACCAGAAAUCAUCAUCCAAUCAUGACAGCCUAGGUAAUGUUGACAAUUUCAGUAGUGCAAAGAGGAGUUCAAGUAGCAGGAGAAGGGACCAUUCAAGAAAGGGGUUGCAGAUCUUGUUUGAUAACGAGCACGAUAAAAACGAUGAAGAGGAACAAGUGAUAGAUAGACUAUUAAUCCAUUACAGCAAGAAACCAUCGAGUUAUGAUGCCAGUAAAUCGAAGAAAAAGUUACUAUCUCAUUCUUCGAUGCGGAGAUCAAUUCAGAGAGCCAUUGAUGCUGGUGAAUUAUCGCUUGACCAGAGCAGAGAUGGACAAGAUAUUGAAUCAGAAAUUGUUCCACUGCCUGCCAGAUCGAUUUCUCUUCCUCACAAAGAAAGUGGUUCGCUGCAGGUGAAGAAAGUGUUUGCUCGUGCCAAUACUUUCCAGCCUGAUAACCAGGCACGACAUGUGCACCCAAAAUUGCCUGAUUACGAUGAUUUGGCCGCUAGGAUUGCUGCCCUUAGAGGGCAAUAAAUUCCAGUAGCUAGUUUUGCUGGAUAAACAGUUCAGGCUUCUUCACGUGUGGUCAUGUUGUGCAUUUUCUAGAUUUAGUGAAAGAGAAGGGGGAAUGUUAUACAGUUGCCAGUUUAUCAAUAGAGACGAUUCCCUGUAUUGAUCUGCUGGCAAAUUAAUGCUAUUAAUACUCCUGAUACAUGUAUAUCAGGUCUUAAGAUGGGCUGGAAAUUCCAAGCUCUGGUUAGAGCAUAGAUUUGCAUGAUCCUUGAAAGCUCAGAAAACUAAGGAUGCAUUAGAACUGCACAUUUCUAGAGCUGGUGUUGUUUGCUUUAACUGAUUGACAAUGAUACAUGUUUGCUUAUACUUCAUAUGGUUUAAGGUUGUAAAAUUGUAACCAAUUAUGGAUUAUGCUAUUCAAUGUUGAACCUGGACCAAUAUUACUAUU